Triticum urartu is the source of this 829-nucleotide messenger RNA. Lineage: Eukaryota; Viridiplantae; Streptophyta; Magnoliopsida; Poales; Poaceae. The record is from RefSeq and is a predicted model, not a curated record.
AGGCACACCCCCUCGCGCGGCUGGGUUGGGUGGCGUGGGAUAAACCACAGCCACGCAGCGGGUCGUCUUCUCCAUUCCAAUCUGCAUCAGUUCGUCUAACAGCGGCGGCCGUGCUGUUCCGGCGUCGGCGAGAUGUCUACCAAUGGUGUCGAGAUUAAUGGGAUUUCUGCUGCGUCCGGUGCGAGGAGCACUUCCGUCUUGCCAUUGGAGUCCCAGGAUUCCAUGAGCGUCCCAAACGACGUGUUCGCUGCCGCCGGUUGUGCUCGGUCGCAUGUGGAUGCAGUGGUGGGCGAGGUGUGCUCUGAAGCCACCAGCGGCUGGACGCGCAGGGUCAGGGUGGGUAAAGCUCCCGAGGAGAGGGAGAUGAAUCCAAACAGGAUUUCAGCUCUGGAAUUGUCUGUCCGUGCUUAUACCGAGAAGAGGGAUGGACCUGUUGUGUACCCAAGCAUUGGCACAAGCUUUGACUCCUUGGACGAAGCUUAUGAAUUCUAUAAUCUGUAUUCGUGGGAGUGCGGAUUUGGUGUUAGACUUGCCAAGAGCAGAUUGAAUGUUGAAAGGAAGAGAUGCAUGCAAGAGAUUGUGUGUGCUUGUGCGGGGAAACCAUUGAGGGAAAACAGCCGCUCGGCCAGAUGCGGAUGCAAUGCUAUGAUCAGGUUGCUGUGGUCAAAUGACAAGGGGUGGUACAUAGCAGAACACAAAGAUGACCAUAACCACCCGUUGUCGUUGAUGUGUGGACAGAAAUGUAGGGGAACGUAGUAAUUUCAAAAUUUUCCUACGCACACGCAAGAUCAUGGUGAUGCAUAGCAACGAGAGGGGAGAGUGUUGUCUA